Myxocyprinus asiaticus (Chinese sucker) is the source of this 4888-nucleotide messenger RNA. Its product is annotated as transmembrane protein 65-like. Bases 1314 to 2036 code for a protein of 240 amino acids. The record is from RefSeq and is a predicted model, not a curated record. Gene Ontology annotation, biological process: regulation of cardiac conduction; cardiac ventricle development. Gene Ontology annotation, cellular component: mitochondrion. The transcript is spliced from 9 exons. NCBI's taxonomy places the organism in Eukaryota, Metazoa, Chordata, Actinopteri, Cypriniformes, Catostomidae.
AGGACAAUAUUAGAAUGUGGAGACAGUGUUCAAGGGAGGAAAUGUUUAUUUAGUUUUUAAAGGACGACUGGACUGGAAAGACAGCUUUAAAAUAAAUGGACACUGAGGGAGAAUAAAACUGAAGAUGUCUGUAUCUAAAAGUUGCCCUGGGCAUCCUCUGCUUCACACACCAAUGACAGUGCCUUUGUCAUUUCUACUGCCAGUUAGCUAAUGUGGAGACACAAAAAGACAUUUGGACAUUCAUUCAGAGGAAGGGGGAAAGCAGCAUGAAUGCUGGUGGAUUGAGAGACUGCAUCUUUGAUUAGUGCAUGUCCCUGAUCUUUUCAUUUCAUUAUUUGUUCCAGCAUAUUAUCCAUUUAUAUUCCGGUUUUGUCUGGUUUUCUCCCCAUAACCCUAUAAAAACACUAUAAUGACAAUGUGCUAUGGUAUCCUGGGCGGACAUAAACAACCAUGAGGAUUUCACUAAAUAAAUCAAUUGAAACACAAUAGACAAGAUGAACACACGGUGGCACAAUUUUACAACCUUUCCUCUUUUUACAUUUUUUUUAAGGGGCCUUGGCAUUUCAUUCCACUUGCGAAUGUCAUUUUAUAAAUGAUAUGAAGUAAACGACAUUAAAAUCGCAUUAAACAAAUGCAACGAUCAACUCUACUGAAAUAACAUUGCGAUACCCGUCCAUAAAAACGUCAUUCGCUCACAGAUCAUAAAAAUAGGACAAUGAUACUUGGGAAAUGUAGUUAUGUAGUCUAACGUGACUCCGCCCCUCCAGCCAUAGAUCUACCAAAAGAACUACAUUUCCCAAGAUGACAUCAGGGCACAGGGGGCGUGGUCUAGGUUUUCUAUAAUAAUAAAAAAACACUCCAGUAAACGCAGCGCUGAAUUUGCGAAGAGAAAACAUGAAUGACGAUCGCACUCUACUGUAAAAAAAAAUAAAUAAAUAAAAAUAGAGAUAAGAACUAGAGCGUCAGGCAAAUAUCGUCAUCACUACGCACAGGCUGUGGCUUUUAUUCCAGCGGAAAAUAAUAGCUGGCGAGUGAAGGGAGGACAGACAUCACGCGGGCAGCACGAGCAGUCAGAAGUCAGUUUACACCCAAUGGACAUGAAAAGAGUAAUGUGACAGUUUGUUUCAGUUUUAACUUGAUCCGGGUGGAGAUAUAUAUAUGAAUAAUGGACACAUGAAUCACUGCACUACCUGAACCCAACUGUGCUUUCUAUUUUAAUUAAAUGCAGAAGAAUUAUACAUUAUAAUUUUUUGUACGGGACACACCAGAAAUCUCGUCAAGGUUGCCCGACACUCCUCACCCUGUUCGAACAAAUGCUACCGUGCUUGCGAAGCGUCCUGCGGCCGAGCGUCGCUCUGAGGGCGAGCGCGCUAUUGGGACGCGUCCGCGGAAAGAGCCCGUGUGCUGCGCUGCUGCUGACGAGGGUGCACGCAUGUGGUUUGGGUACGCACCCGCACAAUGAGCCCAUGGAGCCCUUGAACUCGCCGCAGGGCGCGAGAGACUUCAUCUAUAGCCUUCAUCCCACUGAACGCACAUGCCUGCUUCGAGAACUGCACAAAUUUGAGUCUAUGGCCAUAGCUCAAGAGCAAAUGGAGAUGGCACCCCCGACAGCUGCACAGUUGAGAUAUGUACUGUUCCAUAAUGCCAUUCCAUUUAUUGGGUUUGGGUUCCUGGAUAAUGCCAUCAUGAUAGUUGCAGGUACCCAGAUUGAAUUAUCUAUAGGAGUAAUACUGGGGAUCUCAACCAUGGCUGCUGCUGCUCUUGGAAACCUUGUAUCAGACUUGGCUGGACUCGGUCUUGCAGGUUACGUGGAAGUGCUGGCCUGUAGGCUGGGGAUGCAGAUUCCUGAUUUGAGUCCCAAGCAAGUAGAUAUGUGGCAGACCAGAGUUAGUUCUCACACCGGCAAAGCCAUCGGCGUGGGCAUUGGCUGCAUACUAGGCAUGUUCCCGCUACUUUUCUACAAAGACGAUGAAGAUAAAGCAAAAAAAGAAGGAGAAGAAGCUCAACCAACUUCUAAGGACACCAAACGUGUGUGAGCAGCCUCUCUAUAGGGCAUCUGAUGUAAAGACUGACUCACCUGGAAAACAAAAGAAUCCCAGUCAGACUCCUACAGCACACACUUUGGUUAAACUAAAGUGCAUGAGGUUUUAUAAUUUUUUUAAUUGUGUUGAAACCCCCCACAGUGGUGCACAAAUUGAACAUUUAUUUGAAACAGACAGACAGAAAUGAGAGUGUGCAUCAUUCUCAACCAUAAUAGCUGCCUCCAACACUGUUGUAAGUGGUUCAUGUUUUUUUUUUUUUUAUUUGAUGUAGUUUUAUUUCACUCCUAUUAGAAGUGUAUUGUUAAGAGACCACAGUACAAAAAGCUUGACCUCUUUCUUAUUAACUUGACCCAGUCCCCAUUCAUGCACCAGUGAUGCAAAUUUAUUCAGGUCAUGGAGGCCUACGUGCUGCUUAUUUAAUGUUAAAUACUUAUGAAGACUGAUAAGAGUGCACAACAGCUUUUUUGUGCAGUGCUGUAUUUAGCUGAUGGCUUACUCCUGUUUAUUGUGAAGAUGAACUUAAGGAUAGAAUUUCAGAAUCUUGCAGUCCUAACCAGGCGAACAGUAUGGAAAGAUAUUUGUGCCACUUUGAUUUGAAAAUGUUUACUUGAAAUUGAAUAUGCCGUUUUGAACUUGAAUUACACCAAACUUGAAAUUCAAAUGUACAUGACAUGAAUUCAGAUCAUCAAAUCAGUGAAUCCAAGAAGGCUACGUCGCAUUUACGCAAAUCUGAAAGUAAAACCUGAAUUGUACCAACGGAAAUUUUGUAACCUGAGUCAGAGUAUUAAAAUUUUGAAUCUGAAUUUUAAGAUCUGAAUUAGUUCAACAUACAUUGUUUGAUGUAAUUAAAGUUGGAAAUUGCAUAUUCAAUUUAAAGUAAACAUUUUCAAAUUAAAGUCUUAAAAUUUCAAUUCAAAUGCUAGUGGCACAAAUAUCGUUCCAUAUGCCGCAAAGUUUUUAGGUGACAAGUAAUUGCAGUAAAGUCUGUCCACAAUGAAAGCAAAAAUGCAGUGUGAUGCAACACAAUUACAGCCAAUCAGAAAAUAGUUUAAGUUUAAUAUACAGGAGCAGGAUUUUGGACCAAUGAGGUUUAAUUGUGGGCGGGACUACCCAAGGCAAAGCUACAGAAAUCCAACAACCAACCAAAUCUCCUGUUGCUUGUCGCUUUAUUGAGUCAUGUCUGGUUAGGACACGGUGUUAUGGGACACUUGUAGGACAGGAUAUAAGAAUCAUUUUAUAAUAGCACCUGAAUCUAACACUACACUGAUUUUAAAUUAAAGUCUGUUGUCAUUUGUUGAGUAUAUUACAUACAAUUGAAGUAACCCAUAAACCUUGCAAUAUAUUUUACUUUAAGAACAAUUGAAACAAUAGGACUUUUUUUAUUUUCUUCAACCUGCUUAACUAAGCAUUAGAUUAAGGUUGGAAAUGGAAGAAAAUGUGCUUCCUGUUCUUGCCACCAGUUUGCAGCAUUGAGUCGAGUUUCAGAAUUGCAGUUGAGGUAUAAGACCAACAAAAAAAAAAGAAAACUCUAACAUGGCAAAAUCCAAGCAAAAGUUGUAUCGUAAGUUCUGUUGUGGGAAUUGUUGAAUUGUUAUGUGCCUUAUUGCAUGUACAGUCAGCAGUUGCCAUUAAUGUGAUUGGAAAUGUCAUCUGAAUGUCUUUUUAUCUGAAUGUCUUUAUUUUAACCCACAAGCUAAAACACAAGAUAUAACUGCUGCAUUAUUUAUUGUAAGUAUUAUCAUCUCUAUAGUCCAGAACAAUAUUUGCACAUAUUUUGUUCUAAAUGUAAUCUAUAUUAUGCAUUUCUCAUGCUAUCUACACAUUUCUAUUUUUUGUGUUAUCUGAUAGGUUGGUCGGUUUGUUCUAGUUUUUGUUUUUUUUUUCCUUCAAAGUUAAAACUUUAAAGACAACCUGAAGCAGCGUUCGCAGAACCUCACAACCCCAAUGUAGGAUGUGACUUAAUUUCGUUGAUUGGGAAUUGAUUGGAUUGUGAGAAGUGGUUUCUAAAUAACAGUUUGUUACAGAGGUUUGAAAAAACAAGGCGAAUAGGUUAUUACAUGUAUUAAGAAAAUAAAUAGGGUCAAUUCUGAUUUCACAUAGAUUCAGUCUAGUCUAAAUGAUACUUUUUAAGUAGUUUUUUUUAUUAUUAUUAUUAUUAUUCUAUAGUACAUUUUAGUCUAUUAUAACUUGAGCAAUUUCAACAUAUAACAGGAAGGAAUCAAAGCAUGUCUUAAGGGAGCAUUCUGUUACUCCACACAGAACAUUACUUAAGAUUCUAGAUCAUCGUAACCAUGGAAACUGUCCGUCUCUUCAAUAGAGAGGCUCAAUGCUGAGCUCUGUCGGACAGGGUGGCCUAAAUAUAAUCUUGGUCAUUUCAUGAAAUUCAAUGGAGAUCAAGUUUAAGCAAGCAUGACAAACUUGUGCAUGUAUGGUUCUCAGUUGUGAAGUCAAAGAUAAAUGAGAUUAUACAGUAAGUGAUUAAGCUUAAAGUGUCAAUUUGUCCUAUAUUGAUAAUAGUGAUUUAAUUCGAGACCUAAACGGCUCUAUGCGUUACAAUGGAAACAAAAAUUAUAGAUGGAAGGAGACAUUUUAUACAUGCAUGCAUUUCAAAUGAAUUAUUUAUGUCUUUAAGAAAUAGUGGAAAGUAGUCAUUUGAAACAAUCAUUGUUCAAGGUUAUUUGUUCAAAUUUGUUUAUUGUUCAAACUUACUUGCAUGCUGUUAUGAGAACUUUAUGUUGCACUGAAUAAAUCAGCAUCAUGUCCAUAUAGUAUGCAUAAGAGAAAAAAACCUGAUAUUUUCUUAAAAUUGAAAACCUUACCUCAAUAAUUAGAGUGAGUAAAAUCUU